AUGCCCUCUGCUUCUUUAUUAGUUUAUUUGCUUUCAGCAUUACUCAUUCAUUUCACAUCUGGGGAAACAGAAGUGAAGUUCAGUGGACAAACAGAAUUUGUAGUCAAUGAAACAAGUACAACUGUUAUACGUCUUGUAAUUGAAAGGACAGGGAAGCCUGCUAACAUCACAGCAAUUGUAUCGAUUGAUGGAGAAGACACAGGAGACUUUUUUGAUGCAUAUGCAGCUGCAUUUAUACCUGAAACAGAAACAAACCGAACAGUGUAUAUAUCUGUCUGUGAUGAUGAUCUUCCAGAGGCUGAUGAGACAUUCACAUUUCACUUGACACUACUGAAACCAUCUGCAAGGAUAAAACUUGGCUCACCCAAAUCUGUCACUGUAACAAUCUUAUCAAAUGACAAUGCCUUUGGAAUAAUUUCUUUUAACAUGUCUGCCUUAAUCACAGUGAAUGAGCCUAGGGGCAAAAAUGAAUUUUUGCCUCUCACUCUAAUUAGGGAGAGAGGAACCUACGGGAUGGUCGUUGUAACUUUUGAGAUAGAAGGUGGACCAAACUCAGCUGAAGAAGACUUAAGUCCAGCCAGAGGAAAUAUUACAUUUACCCCUGGGAGAUCAGUGUUGAUUUAUAAUUUAACAGUACUUGAUGAUCAGGUACCUGAAAAUGAUGAAAUCUUUGUUGUUUGUCUGAAGAGCGUGGAGGGAGGGGCUGAAAUCAACAACACAAAAAAGUCUGUUUGGAUCAAUAUUAGGAAAAAUGACAGUCCUGUGCAUUUUGUUCAGAAUGCUUAUAUGGUGCCUGAGGAAGAUGAAGUGGUAACAAUUCAAGUGGUUCGUGGUAAGGAUGCCAGUGGAAAAUUAAUUGGACCUGAUGAAGACGAAGUCUCUGUCAGCUACGCCAUCAUAACUGGGGAUUCAACUGCACAUGCACAGCUUAAUGUAGACUUCCUAGAUCUACAGCCAAAUGCAACUCUUGUUUUCCCACCUCUAAUUCAUGAAACAUAUUUGAAAUUUAUGAUCCUUGAUGAUGCCAUACCUGAAAUUGCUGAGACCUUUCAGAUUAUGCUUCUUAAAGACACUUUGCAGGGAGAUGCUGUUUUGAUUUAUCCAUCUGUUGUUCAUGUCACUAUCCAGCCGAAUGAUAAACCUUAUGGAGUGCUGUCAAUCCACAGUGUUCUGUUAGCUCCAACUGUUACCAUUGAUGAAGACCAAAUUUCAAGAUUUGAAGGGAUCACAAUUGUAAGAAAUGGUGGAACACAUGGAAAUGUUUCUGUUUCCUGGGUUAUAAUCCGGAAUAGCAGUGAUCCUUCACCUGUGACUACAGACCUACACCCAGAGGCGGGGGAGAUAGGUUUUGAUCAAGGACAGAUGCUGGUGACACUUCCCCUGAGCAUUGUCGAUGACGAUAUACCAGAAGAGGCAGAGCCUUUCCUUCUGAAACUCCUAGCUCAUACAGUACAGGGAGGUGCAGAAGUCAGUGAGCCAUCUGAGCUUCUGUUUUACAUUCAGGACAGUGAUGAUGUUUAUGGCCUGAUAAAAUUCUAUCCUUUGGAGAAUCAGAAGAUUGAAAGUAAUCCAGAGGGACGCUUUUUAUCCUUGAGUUUUGCAAGGGAAAGAGGAACAGUUGGAGAUGUGCAGUUGGUUUAUACUGCACUGUACAUUCCAGCUGGAGCUCUGGAUCAUGAGAGAGCAAAAGGUGGCAUUCUAAAUAUGUCUAGAAGAAGUACUCUCAUCUUUCCAGAAGGAAAAGCACAAACUUCUGUAAAUAUACCUAUACGAAAUGAUGCGUUUCUUCAAAAUGGAGCUCAUUUUGUCAUACAGUUGGAAAAGGUUGAGCUGCUGAAUAGAAUUCCUCUUGUGCCACCCAAAAGUCCUAGAUUAGGUGAGAUUCGAAAUAUUUCUUUGAGGAUUACUCCAGAUAUUGCAAAUGGAGAAAUAGGCUUUACUAGCAAUCUUCCAAUUAUUCUUUCUGAACCAGAAGAAUCACCUGAUACAGUGGUUUCCAUUGCAUUGCAUCGAGAUGGGACUGAUGGUCAAGCAACAGUGUUUUGGAGUUUGAGACCCUCUGGUCCUAAUCACAGGGCAGUAACACAGGAUGAUAUAAGUCCUUUUAAUGGCUCUGUUGUUUUCUUAUCUGGACAAAGCGAUACUACAAUCAACAUUACUAUUAAAGCUGAUGAUAUACCUGAAAUUAAUGAAACCGUGUUAUUAACUUUGGACAGGGUAGAGACAGAAAGGUUUGUCGUGUACUUUGGUGUCAGUGUGGAAAAUCAAAUACUGAAAUAUGGGUUUACUACUUGUGAAAUUACUAUUUUAGAAAAUGAUGAUCCUGGAGGAGUGUUUGAAUUUUCUGCUUCUUCUAGAGGUCCCUACAGCAUCAAGGAAGGGGAUUCUGUUGAACUGCAGAUUGUCCGCAGCAGAGGGAGCCUUGUCAGGCAGUUUCUGCGAUACACUGUAGAACCAAUGGACAAUAAUGAGUUUUAUGGAAGCACAGGAAUUCUGGAAUUUAAGCCUGGAGAAAGAGAGAUCAUAAUUACUCUUUUGACAAGGAUGGAUGGAAUUCCAGAGCUGGAUGAGGCAUAUGUUGUUGUGCUCAGUGGCUACAGUGAAAUGUCAGGCAAGCUGGGAAAUGCCACCAGGGUCGAUAUUACCAUUUUGAAGAAUGAUGAUCCACAUGGUGUCAUUCAGUUUCUACCUGAUGAACUGUCAGUAACAAUAAAGGAAAGUAAAGGAGAAAUCAUCUAUGCUGCCUCUUACAGACUCGUAAGAAACCAAGGAAACUAUGGCAAUGUUAGUGUGUCCUGGAUUGUUGAUCCAGCAUGUACCAAUGACAUCUAUCCAGAACAAGGGACUAUUUUCUUUGGCAAUCUGGAGUUUUCAAAAAAUAUCACAAUUUACUCUCUACCAGAUGAGGUACCUGAAGAGAUGGAGGUAUUCAUAAUCAGAUUAUUCAAUGCCACUGGUGGAGCUAGACUGGGCAAUAUAACCACUGCAUUUUUACAGGUUACAAGGAAUGAUGAUCCCAUUUAUUUUGCAGAACCUCUGACAGUGCGCAUUACAGAAGGGAGUGUUGCAAACUUUACAGUCCUAAGGAAUGGAUCUGCUGAUGCUGUUGUUGCUGUUCAGUAUAUUACUGUUAAUGGAGAUGCAACAGCUGAAGAGGGAGACUUUGUUCCCCGUGAAAAGGACAGUUUCAUUCUGUUUGAUAUUGGAGAAAGAGAGCAAACCUUAUCUGUGUAUAUUAAUGAUGAUGAUACCCCUGAAACUGAUGAAGCAUUUUAUAUCUUCCUUUUGAAUUCAACAGGGGAUACUGUUAUAUUUCAUGCUGGAGUGGCUACAGUUAUUAUUGAAGCAAAUGAUGAUCCUAAUGGAAUUUUCUCAUUAGAACCUCUAGAGAAGCCAGUGGAAGAAGGAAAAAGUAAUUUUUUUUUGGUUUUGAGACACAGAGGACACUUUGGAAAUGUCUCCCUAGCCUGGCAGCUGUUUCAUAAUGACUCUACACUGAAGCCAGGAGAAGAGUUCUAUGAAACUUAUGGGACUGUGUACUUCAUGGAUGGUGAAGGAUCAAAGCUGAUAGUGCUCCAUGCUGUUUCAGAUAAAAUUCCUGAAUUCAAUGAAUUUUACAGUUUAAAAUUGGUGAACAUUUCAGGUGGGUCUCCUGGUCCUGGUGGACAGUUGUCUGAAACAAGCCUUGCUGUGACUGUGAUGAUCCCUUUCAAUGAUGAUCCUUUUGGAGUCUUCGUUAUAGAUCCAGAGAGUCAGGACAGAGAGAUAGUAGAAGAUGUUCUGUCUGAAGAUGAUCUUUCCCAUAUUACAGACUUCACUAUCUGGAGACAACAAGGCACUUUUGGUUAUGUCCGUUUAGGUUGGGAAAUAGUGUCCAGUACAUUUCAAGCUGGAUUACCAUCAAUGGUAGACUUCUUGUUGCUGGGAUCAUUUCCAAGUUCAGUGCGAUCUCAGCCACACAUGAGACGCCAUCACAGUGGAACAGAUGCUUUGUAUUUCAGUGGAAAGGAGGAUGCAUUUGGAAUUAUUGGUCUGGAAUACCCAUACAAUGGAAAUACUGCAAUAACUAAUUUUACAUUUUCAGCAUGGUUGAUUCCUAAUGUCAAUACUAAUGGUUACAUAAUUGAAAAGGAUGAUGGUAAUGCAACUUUAUAUUAUGGUGUGAAAAUCCAAACAAAUUAUUCUCAUGUAUCUGUGGUGCUUCAUUAUACAGCAUUGGGAUCCAAUAUGACAUAUAUAGCCAAAGCAGCAGUCCUGAAAUAUCUGGAUGAAAAUACUUGGGUUCACAUUCUGAUUACUCUGGAUGAAAGUAUUAUUGAAUUUUACAUGGAUGGAAUUCCAGUUCUAGGAGGAAUUAAGAGCCUUAAAGGAGAAGCAAUUGCUGAUGGUCCAGGGAUAGUGAGAAUUGGAGCAGGAAUCAAUGGUAACAGCAGGUACACGGGUUUAAUGCAGGAUGUAAGACUUUAUGAAAGAAAAUUGACACAAGCAGAGAUCUAUGAACUCCAUGCAACUCCUGCAAAGAGUGAUGUACACCCUGUCUCUGGGUAUUUGGAGUAUCAGCAAGGAGAAAACAAUAAAUCAUUUAUUGUGUCUGCAAAGGAUGACAAAGAGGAAGAAGGGGAGGAGUUAUUCAUCCUAAAGCUCAUUUCUGUGUGUGGUGGAGCUCGAAUUUCACAAGAAAACACAACAGCAAGAUUAAGAAUACAGAAAAGUGAUAAUGCUAACGGUUUAUUUGGCUUCACUGGAGCAUGUAUUCCUGAGGCUGCUGAUGAGGGUUCCACUAUCUCCUGUGUCGUGGAGCGCACAAGGGGAGCCCUAGACUAUGUGUAUAUAAAUUACAUUAUCUCACAGGUUGAUUCCAGGGGAAUUAAUUACUCUGUUAGCGAUUUUUCUAACAGCAGUGGCACUAUCACAUUCCUUCCUUGGCAGAGAUCAGAGGUCUUAAAUUUGCAUGUUAUUGAUGAUGACAUUCCGGAGCUAAAUGAAUAUUUCCGUGUGACAUUAGUCUCUGCAGUAUCUGGAGAUGGAAAAUUAGGUUCAACUCCUACCAGUGGAGCAAGUAUAGAUCCAGAAAAGGAAACUACUGACAUCAGCAUUAAAGCCAGUGACCACCCAUAUGGUCUACUGCAGUUCUCAGUGGGGCCACCACCUCAGCCCAGUGAUGAAAUGAUUCUGCCAGCCUCUGCUGUGCCCCAUAUUACUGUUAAAGAAGAAGUUGGACACAUCCAGUUAUUGGUAGUUCGUGCACAAGGGCUACUUGGAACAGUUCUUAUGGAUUACAGGACAGUGCCACUUACAGCUUUCAGUCCUAAAGAUUACCAGGCUAUUUGGGGCUCAAUGGAAUUUCAGCCUGGAGAAAGAUAUAAGUACCUUGCUGUUAACAUCACUGACAAUUCUAUUCCUGAAUUAGAAAAAACUUUUAAAGUGGAGCUGUUGAGCCCAGAGGGAGAAGUUGCUGAGCUCUUUAGAAAUGAUGGAAGUGGUAGUGGUGAUGGAAACAUGGAUUUCUUCCUUUCAACUGUCCCUCAACAUGCUAGCUUGGGAAUUGCAUCCCACAUCCUUGUGACAAUUGAGGCCUCUGAUGAUGCUUAUGGUGUGUUUGAAUUCAGUGCUGAGUCCCUUUCAGUGAAUGGAACUGAGCCUGAAGAUGGAGAUAGCACUGUUGUACUGCAGGUUGUGAGAAGUCACGGGACCUUAUCUCAGGUGACAUUGCACUGGAUCAUAAUUUGCGAUCUUACCAACGACCUGAUUGCUACAGAUGGGAAUGUAACAUUUGAUGUUGGCCAAGUGAGAGCAAAUAUUACACUAGAGAUUUCUCCUGAUGAUGUUCCUGAAUUGGAUAAGAUGCUUUCAGUUUUGAUCAUCAAUGUCUCCCUUGGUCGUCUUGGAUAUCAUACUAAUGCAACACUAACGAUUUUAGCGAAUGAUGAUCCAUAUGGAGUUUUCAUCUUUUCUGAGCGAAACAGACCAAUAAAAGUUGAGGAAGAAACAAAAAAUAUCUCUCUGUCAGUUAUAAGAUGUGGUGGUCUCCUUGGUACAGUAAUGGUGAAAUACAGAACUAUUGGUGAUGAAGAAAAGUCGCCCUUUCUUCCACCUGAUGUUAUCAGAGCAAUAGAGGGGAAAGACUAUAUACCUAUUAUAGGUUAUGUGAUCUUCGCAACCAAUGAAAGUGAGGCCACAAUAUCCUUGCCGAUUUUGGAUGAUGAUGAUCCUGAGAGAUCAGAAUCUGUUUUUGUGGAGCUAAGCAGUGUUGUUUUGAUCAAGAAAGUUCAGGAUCGGCCAAUUAUAAAUUCUCCUCGACUUGGCUUAGUGGGUGAGACAAUAGCUCAUGUGAUUAUCAAUGCCAAUGAUGAUGCUUUUGGAACACUUCAGCUUUCAGCUUCAGCUGUGCGAGUUGCUGAAAACUAUGUUGGACCAAUCAUUAAUGUGACCAGAACUGGGGGAAUAUUUUCAGAUGUUUCUGUGAAAUUUAAAGCUAUGCCAAUAACUGCAAUAGCUGGUGAGGACUACAGUGUAGCUUCAUCAGAUGUUGUCUUACUAGAAGGGGAGACAAGUAAAGCUGUGCCAAUUUAUAUAAUUAAUGAUGUCAAUCCCGAACUUGAAGAGUCAUUCUAUAUUCAGCUGCUGAACCAAACAACAGGAGGAGCCUUGCUUGGAUCUUUGACGAGGGCACUUAUAACUAUUGAGGCUUCUGAUGACCCAUUUGGAUCCUUUGUUUUUCAGAAUACCAAAUUCAUUGUGGAGGAGCCUGAAUUUGGAUCAGUAACCAUAAAUCUGCCAAUAAUCCGCAAUGCUGGGACACUGGGUAAUGUUACUGUUCAGUGGGCUGCUACCAUUAAUGGACAUCCUGCUGAUGAUGACUUGCAAGUUGCCAUGGGCAAUAUUACUUUUGCCCCUGGGGAAACCAUUCAGGUGUUGCUGUUGGAAAUCCUGGCUGAUGAUGUUCCAGAAGUAGAAGAAAUUGUCCAUGUAGAAUUAACUCAGGCCUCCAACGGUGGUGCUAUUGGGUUAGAUGGCACAGCAAAUAUUGUUAUACCUGCCAAUGAUAAUCCUUAUGGCACAGUUUUCUUUCAUCAAUCCUCAUAUCGAAUUCAGGAGCCACUAGAAAGAAAUUUACUUGCAAAUAUAUCAGUCAGGAGAAGUGGGGGGAGGUUUGGUCAGCUGCAAAUAUUUUACAGCACGUCUGAGACUGACAUUGUAGCUCUCGCCAUUGAGCAAGGUGAGGAUAUACUGGCCUAUUAUGAGUCUCCUGUACAAGGAAUUCCUGACCAGCCAUCCAAGACCAGAGUGAAUGUGUCAGCAGCAAGUGACCCGCUGUAUGCCUGUGCAACUCAGUGCCUAAAAGAACAAGCAUGUUCAGCCUUUACGUUUUCUGGUGCCUCAGAGAUUCCUCUCUGCCUCUGGCUGACAACAGAGAUCAGGUCAUUAACUAACAUGUCAGGAUUAUGGACCUACAAGAAGAACAUCAGCAGCACACCCAUUCUGUUUAGCACACAAGCCAUUGCUGGUAGUGAUUAUGAAUCUAUCACAAGACAGUGGGCUAUCAUGAAGGAAGGGGAAGAGUUUGCAAAUCUCACAGUUACCAUACUCCCUGACAGCCUGCCAGAACUGGAUGAAAAAUUCACUAUAUGCCUGUUAAAAGUUGAACUACUGAACAUCUCAGCCAGCUUAAAAAAUCAACCAACUAUUGGACAGCCAAAUACUUCCACAGUUACCAUAAUGAUGAAUGGGGAUGCCUUUGGAGUAUUUAAGAUCUACAGUGUAAGUCCCAAUGCAACAGAGAAGGGUCUGUAUAUUGAAGUAGAAGAACGCCCUCAGGCCAACGUGCAGCUAAUGAUACACAGGACAGAAGGCAGCCUGGGACAGGUGGCAGUGGAAUGGCGCGUUGUUGGUGGAACUGCUACCCCAAACUUGGAUUUUGUGGGUGUUGGUGAGAUUCUGGUGUUUGCUGAAGGUGAAACAAAAAAGGUGGUCACACUCACCAUUUUAGAUGAUCCAGAGCCAGAAGAUAAUGAAAGCAUCAUAAUCAGCCUGGUGCAUACUGAAGGAGGGAGUAGGAUUCUGCCCAGUUUCGACACUGUCACAGUGGUUAUCCUGGCAAGUGACAAUGUGGCAGGAAUCGUUAGCUUCCAGACAGCUGGAAGGUCUGUUAUUGGUCGUGAAGGAGAACAACUGCAAUUCCAUGUUGUAAGAACUGCCCCAGGACUGGGAAAUGUUACUGUUGAGUGGAAAAUAGUUGGACAUAAGGCACAACACAAUUUUGAAUACUAUUCUGGUAUUCUCUUUUUUCCUGAGGGGGUAUUGAAUACAACAUUAUACAUCCAUUUGCUGGAUGACCAUAUUCCAGAAGAAAAAGAAGAAUACCGAAUCAUCCUAUACAACAUCAAAACAGAAGGUGUUUCUCCUGCUGGUGCUGCUGUUUUGGAUAGUCAAGGAUAUGAAGCUGUUCUGACAGUUGAAGCUAGUGAUGAACCACAUGGACUAUUGAAUUUUGCUUCUCCAUCCAGGGUAGUUUUGCUUCCAGAGGAAAACAAAACAGUUCAGCUUUUUAUUAACAGAGAAUUUGGAUCUCUAGGUGCCAUCAAUGUUACAUAUGCCACAGUUCCCGGAUUGAUAUCCUUAAGUAACCAGACAGAGGGAAGCUUGGCUGAACCAGGAGCUGAUUAUGUAGCUGUUUCUGACUCAGUGAUUUUGGAAGAAGGAGAAACAUCAGCUGCCAUAAAUGUUACUAUUCUAGAGGAUGCUGUACCAGAAGUGCAAGAAUUCUUCUUGGUUAAUUUAACUUCAGUGGAGCUUAUCAUGAACCAUUCAACUUCCUCCCCACCUAGGCUGGUGACAGAGUUAAUUCGUUACAGACUGAAAGAUAUGGAAGGUUUAGCUUCUCAAAUUAUUAUUGAUGCUAAUGAUGGAGUAAGCGGAGUAGUUGAAUGGGAAAGUACCAAUUUUGAAGUUUAUGAAUCUCAUGGUAAUCUGACAAUAACGGCAUAUCGAAACAAAGGGUCUUAUGGCAACGUGUCUGUGUUUUUUUAUGCCCAAAAUUUGGAGGCACAGCUGGGCUUGGAUUUUAAUGUGAUCCCAAGGACUCUUUUUUUUGCUGAUGGAGAAAGGAAUCAAUCUGUUGUCAUUGUGAUUUUUGAUGAUGAUAUUCCUGAAGGUGUUGAGAAGUUCCAGUUAAUUCUAACAAAUCCUUCAUUUGGCCUGGAAUUAGGGGAGAACACAACAGCCACAAUUACUAUAUUUGCCAAUGAUGAUGGACAUGGAAUUUUGUCAUUCAAUAACAGUGAUCACUUCUUCCUAAGAGAGCAAACAGCUCUCCAUCUGAUGGAAAGUGUUGCAGUAUUAAAUAUCAUUAGAGAACCUCCUCAGGGAAUAUUUGGAACAGUGUCUGUUCAGUAUCUUGUAAGUGAAAUUAAUUCUUCAGUACCAUCAGUGGAUUUGACCCCUUCUCAAGGAUACAUUGUGCUGGAAGAGGGAGUCAGAUUUAAGACACUACAUAUUUCUGCAAUCCUGGAUGAAGAACCAGAGUUGGAUGAGCACUUUAUUGUCACCCUGUUCAAUCCAACUGGAGGAGCCAGACUAGGCACCAGAGUGCACACUAUGAUUACAGUAUUACAGAACCAGGCUCCACUGGGGCUUUUCAGCAUCUACCCAGUUACAAAUAGGACAAAUAUCUUCACAGUUGAAGAAGCGAACACUACAGUUUAUUUGGAAGUUUCACGGAGUAAUGGGCUCAAUGUGUCUGUGAGUGUUGAGUGGGAGACAUUGUCGGAUACUGCAUUUGGCAUCAGGGGUAGUAUCAGUGUUCUGUCUGUCUUGCAAAGCUUUGUGGAAGAGUCAGUAGCUAGCUGGUGCUUCAUUUCAUCAGAAGAAAUUCUGUAUGGUGUGCUGCUGCGCUCACCUCCAGCUAUUUUUUCUACUCUCUACCAGUGGAAAGGAGUUUUUGUUGCCAUUGAGAAUUUCAAUAUGUGGAAUCCUAAAAGCUGUGUGUCUUUCCAAAUCAAUGCAUCUCCCUACCUUGUGAUUGCUCAUGGAGGAAGCAGUCGAGGAGCUUCCAACUGCAGUGUAUAUGCAUUCAUGCCUGGACGCAAACUACUGAAGUUACAGACCCUCUCUAUUUUGGACACCACACUUGUCAAACAUUUUGCUGUGGAUGAAGAAGACUAUUUGGUUUUUGUGAGUGAUAACAGCAGCUUCAGUUCCAUCCAGGUUUUCCAGUGGAAUAAAGAAAUAUUUGUGCUGCAUCAUCAACUUCCACUCUACAGAGUUCUGAAUGUUGCCUUGUUUCCUCGAGGAGGCAUUAUGUACUUAAUAGUUUCUUUGUCAAAUACCAGCCAGAAUGUGCUGCUGUACCAGUGGAUGAAUAAUGAGUUUAGGAAUCUUCAUCAGUUACCAGCAAAGGAAGUACAACAUAUGGAGGCCUGGACUUCUGGAUCUGAUAUAUAUUUAAUUGUUGCAAAAGAAACUGAAAAUUCUGAAAUUUUCAUCUGGGAGACAGGGCAGUCUACCUUCAGACAUUUUCAGUCUCUUCCAGUCUCUGCUGUAAGAUACAUCCAUGUUUUCAUGCCUCCUUCAGGUUUAGUUCACAUCAUCCUCUCCAGUAAGGACACAACAGCACUGUAUUCCUGGAACUCGGAAGGGAACCAGUUCUCUCUGAUGCUGGAAGCCCCAUAUGCAGAUCAUAUCACUUCCACAACUGCAAGGUCUCUUAACUCAAGCAAGAGCUUGAUUGCCCUUUCCGUAGAGUCAAGCUCCCAGAUUUAUGAGCUGACUACUAUCUCCAACCAGUCAGAUUUUAUACCUAGUUCAGGUGAAUUGAUGUUUGAGCCUGGAGACAUGGAAGCUGUGAUAGCAGUCAAUAUCCUGGAUGACAUCAUCCCAGAGGAAGAAGAAUGUUUCAAAGUGUGGCUGAAAAACCCUAAAGGAGGUGCAGAGAUUGGUGUUCACAGUUUUGUUAACAUAAUUAUUCCUCCCAAUGACAAUGCCUAUGGAGUCAUUGCAUUUUCUCAGAGUUCUUUAUUUAAGCAAAUUGAAGAAAUGGAACAAGACAGCUUGAUCACCCUGAAUAUUGAACGUUUAAUAGGAACAUAUGGACGAGUUACAGUAGAGUGGAUUGCUAAUGGGAGCCUGAGUGAUGUAUUUCCAGCUUCAGGAAUGAUUACAUUUUCAGAAGGUCAGGCCCUGUCCACAAUCACCCUGACAAUUCUCGCAGACAGUGUUGCAGAACUUUCAGAGGCAGUGGAAAUCACACUCACCCGUAUCACCACUGUGGAUGUUCAAGAUACCACAAAAGGAGCUGUCAUUGAUCCCAAAAGGGCAAGAGCUGUACUUAGCAUUUUACCCAGUGACUCUCCAUAUGGUGUGAUUGAAUGGCAUAUGGAGUCUCUCUUUGUUAAAGUCAAAGAGCCAGAAGGGCAGGAGAAUUCAACCACUGUUACUCUACAAAUUGUUCGAGAACAAGGAUUUGUUGGAGAUCUUGCAGUUCAGUUGAGCAGUGCACCAAACUUUGAACUCCCCCCUUCCAACCGAGCAACAGAAAAUGAGGAUUAUAUACUGGAAAAGAAAACAGUCAUUAUGGCAGAGAAUGCAACAGCAACUUCAGUCAUAGUCACUAUUUUGCCUGACAAUAUUCCAGAAUUACAGGAAGUAUUUAUAAUCAAUAUUACUGAUGUGCAUCUGGUCACUUCUUCCUCUGGAGGUCAGCCAAGUGUGAAGAGGCUCGGAGUAGAAAUAGCUGAAAUAACAAUUGAAGAAAAUGACGAUGCCAGAGGAAUAUUUAAUUUUAAUGUUACAAAGGAUAUCACUGGAACUGUUUCUGGUUAUGAGGUACCACCACCACAGAAUGUACUGAAACUGCCAGUUGUUCGACAGGCUGGGAGGUUUGGGUCAGCAACUCUGUACUGGGAAGCCAUUCAUUCAACUGCCAGCUUUGAAGACUUCACACCAUCAUUUGGAAACCUUACAUUUGCAGAUGGGCAGGCUACAGGAGAAAUAGAAAUUACAAUCAUAGAUGAUAUUGAAGUUGAAUUCCUUGAGAUAUUCAAAAUUGCCCUGGUGAGGGUAACAGGUGGUGCAAGACUUGGGAAUGACACCCUGGUAACUGUCGCUAUUCCACCAAAUGAUUCCCCUGUUGGGGUAUUCGGGUUUGAAGAAAAGAAUGUAACUGUGAAGGAGCCUCAGACACCUGAUGACCCUGCUGCAGUUGUUUUGCUCAAUGUAAGUCGAAGUUGGGGAGGACGAGGAGCAGUUACAGUGUUAUGGAUAGUCGAGGAAGCAGCCAGAUAUGAUCUGACUCCUCUAAAUGGUACCCUUCAUUUCAAUGAGACUGAGUCCCAGAAGAAGAUUAUUUUACACGCAAUACAAGAUGGUCUGUUGGAGGGGAAUGAAACAUUCACUGUUCAGCUAGUCUCUACUGGUGGUGCAGAGAUAUCCCCUGUACAUGGUGUUGCAACCAUCAUUAUUAUUGGAGACGAAGGAGCUUCUGGGGUGGUUGGGAUAGCUCAUUCAUCCAAGCAUGUUUUGAUUGGAGAACCUUCAGGAAAUUAUAAUGGAAGUGCUCUUAUUAGCCUGGUACGUGGCCCAGGGAUUUUUGGGGAGAUCAUAUUAUAUUGGAAUAUAACACCUUCUCAUCAGACAGAAUUUAUUGAGGUAUCGGGGACCUUGACCAUGCGAGAUAGGCAGUCUGCAGCAGUUGUUCUAAUACAGGCUGUAGAUGACAACUGUCCUGAAGAGAAACGUUACUACCAGUUUCAGCUAACCCAAAUCAGUGAUGGAGGUCUCAUAAAUGAAUCUAGCAGCACAGCAAAUAUUACCAUGGCUGCCAGUGAUUAUCCAUAUGGAGAGUUUACAUUUUCCCAUGAACUAUUGCAAACCACAGAGGAGGAAAAAUGGGUUAACAUCACAGUUGUGCGUUCCAGGGGGUCCUAUGGCAGAGUGCGACUUUGCUUUCAGAUAAUAAAUGGGACUGCAGAGGAAGGAAUGGAUUUUUCUCCCACAGUAAGGGAAAUUGUGUUUGAACCAGAGGAAGAAAGUAAAAUUAUUUUGAUUGAAAUUCAUGAUGAUGACUUUCCUGAAGGCCCUGAAAACUUUUCAUUGAAGAUUACUGAAGUGGAACUCCAGGGAAGUGGAUUUGAUUUUACUAUAAGAGAGAAUGGCCUACAGGUGGAUCAACCUCCAAUAAUAGGAAAUAUCUCCACAGUAUGGGUCACUAUUGCAAAAAAUGACAAUGUUGAAGGUGUCAUAGAAUUUGAUCCACAGUAUGUUCUUCUACAAGUGGAAGAGGAUGCUGGAUUAAUCAUGAUUCCUGUUUUGAGAAAGCAUGGAACUUAUGGCACUGUCACAGCUGAUUUUCUUUCUCGAAGUAUUUCUGCGCUGCCUGAUGGCAUUGACUAUAUCGUUCAUAAUAGUACUGUAAUUUUUUACCAUGGACAGAACCAGUCUUUUAUUUAUAUCUCUAUUAUAAACGAUGAAGAAAGUGAAUUUGCAGAACAAUUUGAAAUCCAGCUGACAGGAGCCACUGAUGGAGCAGUCCUGGGGCUCCACCUGAUAAGCCAGAUCACCAUUGCAAAAAGUGACUCUCCCCAGGGCUUGGUCCGAUUUCUCAACCAAAGCCAAAUUAUUCUUCCUAACCCUGAUGCAACCACAACAGUGUCCCUGGUGGUGGAAAGGACUGGGCGUUUGGUGGAGGCGCAGAUUAACUGGGACAUUUUGGGACCCAAUGCAGAAGAGAUUUUGUCUCCUCUGAAUAGCGACAUUGGUGCCCCUGUGAAUGGAUCAUUCUAUUUUGAAGAAGGAGAAGGGGGUUUGAGAACAAUUAAUCUACAAAUCUAUCCUCAUGAAGAAGUUGAAGUUCAGGAAACCUUCAUUAUUCGACUGAGCCUUAUAAAAGGUGAAACAGAAAUAGAUUCUAAGGCAAACAGCAUUACAUUAAUAAUAGAGAAGUUUGGUGAUCCCAAUGGAAUUGUGCAGUUUGCUCCUGAAUCAUUAACUGAGAGUAACUAUUCAGAGCCCUCAAGAGAAGAAGGGCCACAAAAUAUUACACUGUUUGUCAGAAGAAUUCAAGGCAUUCUGGGGAACAUAACGGUUUACUGGGAAAUAUGCAGUGAAUCUGACAUCACAGGUGACUUUCUUGAGACAGAGGGAUCUGUUGUCAUUGCUGACCAGCAGAGUACAGCUGAGAUAAUUAUCUACCUGUUACCUGAUGAUGUUCCAGAACUGGAUGAAAAUUAUGAGGUACAGCUGAUUUCAGUGGAAGGUGGAGCAGAUUUAGAUCAUGAGAAAGGAAUUUCAAAGAUCACAGUGUUUGAAAAUGAUGAUCCAUAUGGAGUGUUUGCCCUGUACUCUGAUCAGCAGUCAGUAUUGGUAGAAAAAGCCCUGGAUCGAUAUGUUCAGAUUAAUGUAACUCGGCAUGCUGGGGCAUUUGGAGAAGUGAUGGUCGAGUACCAUGUCAUAUCCCUUCAUGAUGAAGCACUAAUUGAACCUGGGAAUGAGGUGGGAUUCCUCACAAUAAAGGAUGGUGCCAGCUUUGGAGUAAAAAGAGUGCCAAUAAACAAUCAGGCAUUUAUUUUAUUUGGCUUGAAUUUUACUCUGGAACUAACUAAUGUAAGCCUGGUUAGGGGAAGUGCCAAGGAUGUGCCUAAAAUAUUAAGAACAGCAAAGUCUGCUGUGCUGCUUAUUCCUGAGGAAGCUGCCAAUUCACAGGUUGGCUUUGAAUCUGUGAUAUUACAACUUACAAAUAUUGUAGCAGGGACAGGCCACGCUGUCAUAACCAGAAGAGGAGUUUAUGGCUCUGUAAUAGUUAGCUGGAUUUCAGGAUGCCCACCAGACCUAGUCACUGACUCUCUUAAACUAGGCAAUAUUACUCCUCCAUUUGGUACUGUUAUGUUUUCCUCUGGGGAGAAAAGUAAAGUGAUUUCAUUUCAGGCUACUCCAAGCCUAAAUGAACCCGAGACAUUUGCCAUCACUUUAACAGAAGUGCACAGCAAUGUGCCUGGUGGAGCUCGCCUGAGAUCAGGAUUUACAAUAGCUAAAAUUGAGCCAAUGGGGAUAUUCCAGUUUGAUCUUAACUCAAGAUCAGUUUCAGUUGAAGAAGAUGUUCAGGUAGUCAGACUGUGUGUCCAAAGAUUAUUUGGUUUUCAAAGUAAUCUCACUAAACUGACAUAUGAGACCAUUCCAGGAAGUGCCAAACCACUAGAAGACUUCAUACCCAUCUACAAUGGAGAGCUUAUGCUGUUGCAUUUUCAGACAAAUGCAGUGAUAGAAAUAUCAAUAAUUGAUGACACUGUGUCUGAAAUACAAGAAUUUUUUUUUGUAAACCUGACUUCUGUGGAAAUUCUGGAUGUUCAACCUGUGAGCCUUGAUUGGAGUCCCCGUUUGAAUCCAGCUUUCAGUGUUGCAACAGUUAAUAUCCUGGCUAAUGAUAUGCAUCAUGGAAUACUAAGUUUGGGGCCAGAGUUUAUUUAUGUUGAAGAAGAUACAAACAACAAUACCUCCAACACAGCAGUACUUCAGAUCAGAAGGACCAAGGGAUUUAUUGGUAAUAUUAAAAUAACUGUUAAAACCUUUGGGGGAGUGAGUGCACAGAGUGGAGUAGAUUUGUAUCCUUUUGGAAAUGUUUAUGGAAAAUCAAACUUCACAUGGGCAAUAGAAGGAGAAGAUUUUGAAGAACAGACAAUCACUCUUACUUUGUUGGAUGGAGAAAGUGAAUGCCAAUUGUCCAUAAAAAUUUUUGAUGAUGAUGAGCCUGAAGGACAAGAAUCGUUUUAUGUUUUUCUCUCAAAUCCUGAAUAUGGAGCCCAGAUUGUGGAAGGAAAGGAUGAACAUGGAUUUGCUGCUUUUGCAACAGUAAUUAUUGCAGGAAGUGAUCUCCAGAAUGGCAUUUUGGGAUUCAUUCCAGAAGUACAAAGUGGCCUGAUACUUGAUGAAGACUCAGAAAACAGAGAGGUGCUGCUGACUGUUGCACGGCAACCAAACAGGGCUUUUGAAGAUGUAAUGAUCUUCUGGCGUGUGACCUUUAAUAAAACAGCGGUUGUCCUUCUGAAAGAUGGUGUGAAUUUGGAAAAUGAAUUUGUAUCUGUCCUGGGGGCCACGACAUGUGUGGCAGGUCAAACUAUGUGCAACAUCUCCAUCGAAAUAAAACCUGAUCAUGUACCAGAAUUUGAAACUUAUGUUUUUGUUGAGCUGUAUGCUGUAAGCACAGGAGCUGCUUUGAACAACAGUGCCAGAUUUGCUUUUAUAACUGUCCUGGAAAGUGAUGCUCCUCAUGGUUUAGUGUAUUUUGCUGUGGGAUCUCGAUUUGCUGUGGCUUAUAAGAAGACAGCUUUAAUCAGUCUACAAGUUCUUAGAGAUUCUAGUACAUCAGUAACCACAAUGGUUAGCUACAGUAUGCAGGAGCUGCAAAAACCUGAACCUAUUGGACGGACCUUCAUAUCUCCAGCUGUGGCAGGACAAGAUUUUGCCAGAUCUGAAGGUCUACUAACUUUUGAACAUGGACAGAGAAAUGCAUUCCUGGAUGUGACCCUGACUCCAAAGACAGGAUCUUUAAACCCAUUUCCUAAACGUUUCCAGGUUUUACUUUCUAAUCCCACAGGCGGUGCCAGGGUAGAUGAUGUGUAUGGUAUUUCUAACAUCACCAUUGUCUCAGAUUUGGAUUCCUUGCCAGUUUGGGGAUUGAUUGAUCAACUACAUCAGCCUCUUGAUGACACUAUUUUACACAGAAUCCUUCAGAAUCUGAAUGUCAAAGUGGCUACAGAAACUACAGAAGAGCAACUUACUGCUGUGGUGCAUAUAGUAGAUAAGGUUACAGGUGUAGGUGAAAAAUUGUUACUCACUGAUAAAAGUAGAAGUCUUUUCUAUGAGAUACUCUGUGCUCUAGCAAGCCCAAAACGCAAGGACACGCAAGGAUAUAGCCUGCUUGCUGAGGUGACUGAGAAGUUUGCUUUUUCUCUGUUGACUGGGAUAAAGUGUGGAUCACCAGGAGAAAGAGGCAAAAAUAUCCUUGACAGCUGCCCAUAUAUUGCAAUAAUGGCUCACAACUGGUUUCCUCAACAAAUCAAUGGACAUAGAUUUAAUGGAAAAGAUGGGGAUUCUCUUCAAGUACCUGAACAUCUCCUAGAAGUCUCUGUAGUAUUAUCAUCUUCUCAGGAAGAGAAUUGUGAAUCUGUACAGUUCACAGAAUACAGCAGUCAGCAAUGGUUCCUUACUAGAGAUAAAGAACUUGCCCUGAGGAACAAGGUUUUUUCAAUGAGCUUGAAGGGUCAGAGUUCACAACCCUUGAAAGAUAACAAUGAAGUAAUUUAUCGUGUUUAUGCUGAAGGAAGUCGGAUUGUUCCGCAAAAGUCUCUAUGUCUCCUCUGGAAUCAAGCUGCUGAAAGCUGGCUGUCUGAUAGCGGGUUCUGCAAAGUGGUUGAUGACACAUCAGAUUAUGUGGAAUGCUCCUGUUCUCAUAUGUCCAUUUAUGCAGUUUAUGCCCAAACAGAUAACUUGUCUUCAUACAACGAGGCUUUUUUUUCUUCUGGAUUCAUCUGCAUUUCAGGUUUCGCUUUGGCUAUCAUCUCCCACCUUUUCUGCACCAGAUGUGCCAUGUUUGCAGCUAAACUUCUCACUCAUAUGAUGGCUGCUUGUUUGGGUACUCAGGUUUCCUUUCUGGCCUCUGCUUAUAUGAGCCAGCAUAUCUCAGAGGAAAGCUGCUUUGCCCUUGCAUCAGUUACUCAUUACCUUUACCUUUGCCAGUUCAGCUGGAUGCUGAUUCAGGCUGUUAAUUUCUGGUAUGUCCUUGUGAUGAACGAUGAACACACGGAGAGACGCUAUCUGCUUUAUUUCCUUUUGAGUUGGGGGCUUCCAGCUUUUGUUGUUAUCCUUCUUCUAAUUAUCCUGAGAGGAAUUUACCAUCACAGCACAGCACAGAUUUAUGGCCUUGUCUACGGUGAUCUGUGUUUCGUUCCAAAUGCCUAUGCUGCUCUCUUCACUGCUGCUCUGGUGCCAUUAAUGUGCUUGGUGGUGGUUUUUGUGGUGUUUAUCCAUGCCUAUCAGGUGACUCCUCAAUGGAAGGCAUAUGAUGAUAUUUUCAGAGGAAGAACAAAUGCAGCAGAGAUCCCUUUGGUCCUGUACCUCUUUGCCCUGGUUUCCAUCACCUGGCUGUGGGGAGGACUGCACAUAGCUUACCGGCACCUCUGGAUGUUAGUCUUCUUCAUCAUCUUCAACAGCCUGCAGGGUCUUUAUGUCUUUGUGGUAUAUUUUAUCCUGCACAACCAACUUUGCUGUCCUGUGAAAGCAAGUUACACUGUAGACAUGAAUGGGCACACAGCUUCAGGAUCAGCAUUUUUCACACAUGGCAGUGGUCUGCCAGCUGCAGGAGGAGAGAUCAGCAAGUCUACACAGAACCUCAUCAGUGCUAUGGAAGAGGUACCUGCAGACUGGGAGAGGGCAUCCUUGCAGCCUGCUAGUCAAGCUAGUGCUGCCUUUAAGCAGAGUCCACAAAACAGUAAUGUUUUCCACCCUUCUGGAGGAUUCAGCACCAGCUCAUUAGUUGCUGAUGAGGAAUCACAAGAGUUUGAUGACCUAAUAUUUGCCUUAAAGACUGGUGCAGGUCUCAGUGUCAGUGAUAACGAGUCUUGUCAUGGCAGCCAGGAUGGUGGCAGCAUGGCUAACUCCCAGAUUGUAGAGCUUAGAAGAAUACCCAUAGCUGACACUCACCUCUAA
Molecule: messenger RNA, 18696 nt
Organism: Cinclus cinclus
Lineage: Eukaryota; Metazoa; Chordata; Aves; Passeriformes; Cinclidae
Gene: ADGRV1
Product: adhesion G protein-coupled receptor V1
Exons: 91
Coding region: 1-18696 (6231 amino acids)
Biological process (GO): cell communication; negative regulation of adenylate cyclase activity; cell surface receptor signaling pathway
Cellular component (GO): membrane
Molecular function (GO): G protein-coupled receptor activity
Source: RefSeq, a predicted model, not a curated record